This is a messenger RNA of Leishmania mexicana MHOM/GT/2001/U1103, 345 nucleotides long. RefSeq lists its product as hypothetical. The transcript has a single exon. Bases 1 to 345 code for a protein of 114 amino acids. The record is from RefSeq and is a predicted model, not a curated record. Lineage: Eukaryota; Euglenozoa; Kinetoplastea; Trypanosomatida; Trypanosomatidae. Gene Ontology annotation, cellular component: nucleolus.
AUGGCCAAGCUAGAGCAGCGCAACCUUCAAAAGCCGCGAGGGGAGCCAAAGCACAAGCUGGACUCUCUCAAGGCAAAGACCAGCGUCAAGCAGAGGUGGGACAAGAAGAUGAAGGAGAAGGAGCGCGUUCAGCGCGUGCGCAACUUGUCUCAGCAGCUCAAGGAUGAGAUCAACACGGAGCAAAAACGAGCCGCAGAGGCUCGCAAGGCAAAUCAGCAGCGCAAGAUCGAAAACGAAAAGAAAAACAUGGUCGUUCAGAAGAUCAAGAACGAAAAGGCGAUUCGAAAGCUGAGCCCAAAACACCGCCGUGCCGCGCGCAUCUUCAUGCUACAUGAGCUCAACUAG